AUGGGAUUUGAUUUAACACAACUGGGCUACUGUUCGAUCAGUCAAGCACAGCAAACAAAUUUCGCAUCAUUGCCACCUGUCCGAUGUGCGGAAAACGUUCAGCAACUUGAUAGUGCGCCAAUUUCCAAGCGUAUACCAAAUUGUCAAAAAUGUGGACAGCAUGGAAGGAAAUCGCGACUGAAAGGACACAAGCGCAUCUGUCCAUAUCGUGAUUGUAAUUGCGCAAAGUGUCAAGUGGUAAGCGAAAGACAAAAAUUGAUGGCAGAUCAAAUAAAAAUACGACGACGGCAGCGGAAAGAUACACUGCUAAAUAUAACACGAGAAAAUAUCACAGCAACUUUAAAUGCUGCCGCAGCAGUAGCCGCAUCCGGUCCGCUACCUUAUUUCCACAAUUUCAAUGCACUUCUAUAUAAACAACUUCAGCAGAAUAUGCGGCAUCCAGCAGUAUCAUUUCUGCCAGGUCAGCCUCCAUCUACAGAAAAUAUGUUGGAAACUGGUUCCUUUAACAAUACUUCUGGUACUUUGACCAGUUAUCUUGCUGGUUCUGCAGCUGCUAAUUCAUUGAAACUUGGUCAAUCAUCACAGCAACGACCCUCACCAUCCGCAUUACCUCAUUUGCAGUUUCUUUUUCAACCACAAGUGACCACUCCAACCACCACAACAACCAGUACGGCAGCGGAAAGUGAUCUCCCUGCACUUUCCGUUACACCGCCAUGUACACAUUCUGAUGGUAAUACAAAUACCAUCGUUACAACCAAUCCACCGAUAGCAGUUCCAGUACCCAUUAAUCCAACAUCAGUUACGGGGAUCGCUCCAAACCUUACGGCGCAAAGUGCUCUAUCCAGAACACUGCAGCAGCAACAACAACAACAACAACAACAGCAACAACAACAACAACAGCAGCAACAACAACAACAGCAGCAACAACAACAACAACAACGACAGCAACAAACCGAUCUGACUCAAGUAGCCAUAAGUCAAGCGUUAGCAAAUAAUCAAAUUCCAACUUUUCUGGAGAACGAUCAAUUGUUCCAAACACUCUUGAACAAUAUGCGACAGUUAGAGUGGAAAAUUCCCAUGGAAGUUACACCAACGGCUAUUGUUCCGGAAAGCAGUAAUAAAGCGGAAACAAGUCAUAUGUCAAGCAUAUUUGUCGAUGUUUGCAGUAUGUAG
Messenger RNA from Brugia malayi, 1173 nucleotides. It is a transcript of the gene Bma-dmd-10, whose product is annotated as DM DNA binding domain containing protein. The coding region runs from base 1 to 1173 and encodes 390 amino acids. The transcript is spliced from 4 exons. Gene Ontology annotation, molecular function: RNA polymerase II cis-regulatory region sequence-specific DNA binding; DNA-binding transcription factor activity, RNA polymerase II-specific. The record is from RefSeq and is a predicted model, not a curated record. Gene Ontology annotation, cellular component: nucleus. NCBI's taxonomy places the organism in Eukaryota, Metazoa, Nematoda, Chromadorea, Rhabditida, Onchocercidae. Gene Ontology annotation, biological process: sex differentiation; regulation of transcription by RNA polymerase II.